AUGGCAUCGGAAAACGUUGUAAUACAAGAAGCAACACCCCUUCAUGAAUCAAUGAUUUGGGAUUUGCAAAACCAGUUCUAUAUCAACAAGGGACCUGCUUGCUGGACUGAAGCGAUCGUUCCCCAGUUUAUUACUUCAAAUAGUUAUAUUGCCUAUCAAUAUGCAAACUGCAUAUUGGGUUAUAUCAAUGAUUAUUACUCUAGACCGGAUGCUAAAAAGGACAAACCUAUCUAUAUCGUAGAAGUGGGAGCAGGUCAUGGAAAACUGGGUUUUUUGAUUCUGAACCAUUUAGAGGAGCUUGCUGAGUUUAUGCCGGAAGGAGUUCCGAAGCCAUACCUUUACGUGAUUUCUGACUUUACUCAGAACAUUGUGGAUUUCUGUAAGAGUCACAAGCGAAUGGCGGAGCACAUCAAUCGGGGCGUCGUUGAUUUUGCAGUUUUUGAUUGUGAGAAAGACUCCGAGUUUUCUCUGCAAAUCAGCGGAGCGAAACUCUCAUCUGAAACGGUGGAGACGCCAGUGAUAGCGAUUGCCAAUUACGUCUUCAACGGUCUGCGUGAGCAAAGUAUCAGUAUAAACAACGGGAUCGUCAGCGAGGGCUGCAUCAAAAUCCUGGCCGACCCGAACGUCUCUGCGACCGACAUCGACAUAAUCAGCCGCAUGAAGCUGGAGUGGUCGUACAAGCCCAUCCCCGACGUGGACGCGCACUUCCAAGACCCCGUUCUGCACGACCUCGUCCACCAGUCCGAUUUCUGGAAUUCCAUAAAUCCCAGCUACCUCCAAAACAACGAAACGCUCAACGUGCUGCUUCCUCUCGGCGCGCUGCGCUUCAUCCGCACGCUGGAGUCGCUCUCUCGCGGCCAGUUCCUUCUGAUAACCGCGGAUAAAGCGCACGCGCACGAGGAAGAUUUGCGGUUAACGAAGGAAAACCCGCACAUCGCGAUCCACGGUUCUUUCUCCAUGAUGGCCAACUUCCACGCGCUGCGGCAAGUCUUCCUGUCCCGCGGGGGCGCCAGCUUCCACACGCCGUACUACACCGGGCUGCAGGUCGCCGCCUUCGCGCUCGGCGAAACGCCUUUGGAGGAGUUUCAGUUCGCGUGGGAGAACGUGCUGCUGGCGUUCGACCCGGACAGCUUCUCGCAGCUGCAGCGGUGCAUCCGGGACGAGACGCCGUCGCCGUCGCUGAAGAACAUCCUGGCGCUGAUCCGGCUGAGCCGGUUCGAGAGCGAGGUGUUCUACAAGUUCAAGCAGGUGCUGGUGGACCACAUUCCGUACGCGAGCGAUCGGCUGCAGAGCGACUUCAAGAGCGACAUCCUGCACAUCGCGGCGAACUUCUAUCCGCUGUCGGCGUCGAAGGAUGUGGACUUCGAUCUGGGGAGAUUGUCGAUGGGGCUGCGCGAUUAUGAGACGAGCAUUCGGCUGUUCAAGAAGAGCAUCGAGCUGUGCGGAGAGCAUUAUGUGACGUGGCACAAUCUGGGGAUUUGCUAUUAUUACAUGGACGAUUUGAAGGAGAGUAUGAACAGCUUCAAUCGAUGUCUGGAGAUUCAGCCCGAGUAUCAGGACGCCAAGUCGUGGAGAGCGCGCGUGGAGGAAAAGCUGAACGCGAAAUAA
Molecule: messenger RNA, 1608 nt
Organism: Blastocystis hominis
Lineage: Eukaryota; Bigyra; Opalinata; Blastocystidae
Exons: 8
Coding region: 1-1608 (535 amino acids)
Molecular function (GO): protein binding
Source: RefSeq, a predicted model, not a curated record